Phasianus colchicus (ring-necked pheasant) is the source of this 4479-nucleotide messenger RNA. It is a transcript of the gene LGALS8, whose product is annotated as galectin 8. Gene Ontology annotation, cellular component: cytoplasm. Gene Ontology annotation, molecular function: carbohydrate binding. Lineage: Eukaryota; Metazoa; Chordata; Aves; Galliformes; Phasianidae. The record is from RefSeq and is a predicted model, not a curated record.
AUUUUAUUGUAUUUGUUUUUAUUUCUUACAGCUAGGAAAACAGCUGUUUUCCUUCUCGUCGAUCACCUUGGAACUACUGAACUAUCAAUUAGUAGUGCUAAGUAAAAGCAUCGUAAUAUGCAGAAUCCAUAGCUUUUUAGAGCACUUAUGUUUGGAACAGAUACUGCCAAGGAAGAUAUACUUUUCAUAAAGGAAAGAGAAAAUUGUGAUAAGAUGUUGAACAAGGCUGCUUAUCUAGAAAACUUGCAGUGGUUACUAAAUGAAGAGCUGCCACCUAUACCUGCAGGAUGUAUGGUAUGUAUAUAUGUGGCCCUUUCCACCCAUUUUAGGUUCAGGAAGAUGUCCAAACUUCUGUAUUCUUUUCAUUCCUACAGCAUUAACUGAAUGUGUGCACAGUAAGUGUUCUUCAACAGCAAAGGUACAGUGCUCCAGGAACCUUUAGUUUUGCUGUGAGGCCAGCUGUGGGGCAUCCCCAAAAAAUGAGAGUGACAGAAUCCAGUUGCCUUACUCACUAUGUGCACUUCCCUGUGAUCUUUGGACAAGAGUGCAAAAUGAGGUUUUGAGCUGUCCUUUGGAAGCCUACCAUAAAGAACAGGGUAGUCAGCAUGGUCCCAGGUGCUUGCUUGGAAACAGUUGUACAGAAAUUCUCAAAUUCUUUUCUUCCCGAAGCACUGUGAUAUACUAUAGAGCUGCAGCUUAAGUCUAUGCAGUACCUGGUACAAGGGACCUCAUAUUUUUCAGUCUCAAACUGACUGCCUUACACACUUGCAAGUCAAGCUGUGAGCAAGUGGGGAAAAAAUGUAAAUUCUGCCUUAUGGUAGCAUAAAUUGUGGUAAUGCUGACACAUGGCCACACAGCUGAAAACUAGCAGGCACAGCAGAAUUGUUUAAGCAAGGUCAGAGUGCGUGGCAUUUAUAAUAACUUAAAGAUCAGUCUGCUUCUGUAGUUUUUGCAGUAUAUUAUGUUCUCUCCCAUCCAUGAAGAAGUGAUUUGUUGUUCUUAACUAAUCUUAACACAUCUUGUAAGUCUUAAGUUUUGGGUCAGUAUUGGACAGUGGGUCAGAACAUUAUGAAAUGAGGACUCGGGCUUGUUGCUUCUUGUGACUGAACUGCAUUUCCUGGCCCCUCAGAUCAGGUAGUCCUGUCUGCCUGGCUACAGUCAGUUACAGCCUUAGCUGGGUGAGAAGGGUAUGGAUCUACUGGGCAGGUAGGCUGAAUAUAAGGAGCAAUGAGAAUAAUUUAUUUGGUAAGGUGGACUCCAUAAGCAUAUAUCUUGGCUGGUGGCAUGGGAUUGACUCUGUCUUAUAAAGAACUGAUGCAAGGAGAGGCUGAUAGACAUGAAAAAAACUCCCUUAUAUCAUCUGUUGGUGGUGGGAAGGAAAUCAAAGAGCCAGGCAGACUUGCUAGUUGGUUGGAUCUCUGUAUUUUACCUUUGUAAAAUGAUGAUUCCUGAUUUCAAAGAGAGGUAAUUGGGGUAAAAAAUUUAGUUCCUUUCGGCUGCAUCUUUCAACUUCUUGAGAAGAAUGUAGCACUGCGUGAGAUAGGUAUGCAACUUCAUGCAUCUACAUAAAGGUGCCUCUAUUUUUUUGAAGAGUUUGUUUCGAAAUUAUGCAAUACUUAGUUUGAGAAUGCUUUUUUGUCCUCUGCAAGUAAUCAGAUGUUCAUGUUUUUGAUUACAUAGACACAAAUACUCAGCUAUAAGAUUCUUAACAAGAGCAGGGAUAAGAAGGAGAAAUGGGCACCUAAAUCCUUACAGUAGCUGUGUUUUUUUCUUUCGUGUUUCAUGCCUAAUCUAUGUGAGCAUCCCCCCUCUCCACUCAAAAUUCAGAUCAUUCGCGAUCCUGUGAGUAGCUUAUUAGGUUUUGGUUUUGAUCCUAAUUCUCUGUAGCUGAGGAGUCCAUCAGUUCAAAAAGUACAUUUGUAAUUGCUUCUUCUCUAAUCAUUAGAAAGUACCUACCAUCUCGCGGUUGGAGGUGGUACUGCAGAUGCCUCAUUUCUCUUGAAAAUGGAGCAAGACAGUGGGAAUGAGCACACUUGCAGCUGUGGAGACUCAGCGGGGAGAUCCAAAGGGAUCCACACUUUGGUGCAGCCGGAUCAGUGAAUCUCUGAAUACGCUCUGAGAAAGGUCAACAGAACUGACAGACUUGAACUGGAGGAGUGAAGAUGAUGUCCUUGGAUGGACUGCAGAAGAAAAUCAGUAACCCGGUCAUUCCUUAUGUUGGGACAAUUCAUGGUGGUCUUGUUCCUGGAGAGCUGAUUGUGAUACAUGGGAGUGUUCCUGAUGAUGCAGACAGGUUCCAGGUGGAUUUACAGUGUGGCAGUAGCGUAAAGCCUCGAGCUGAUGUGGCCUUUCAUUUUAACCCCCGCUUCAAAUGGUCUGGCUGUGUUGUUUGCAACACCCUGGAGAGAGAAAAAUGGGGCUGGGAAGAAAUCACUCAUGAGAUGCCUUUUCAAAAAGGGAGGCCAUUUGAGAUUGUAAUCAUGAUUUUAAAGGAUAAAUUCCAGGUGUCUGUAAACAAGAAGCACUUGCUGCUCUACAAUCACAGAAUUAACCUUGAAAGGAUAGAUACUCUUGGAAUAUAUGGCAAAGUGCAGAUCAAAAGUAUAGAGUUUGUUUCUAAUUCUGUACAAGGCUCUCAGCCAUCAUCUGUAGGAGUAACAAAGAUAAACACAGAAAAUGGGGAAAUGCCAGAUGGUUUGCAAUUUGGAGUUCCUUAUGUUGGGAAACUUGUUUCUGCACUUCAUCCAGGAUGCACAGUUGCUAUUAAAGGAGAAGUGAAUAAAAACCCAAAGAGCUUUACAAUAAACCUGAAAUCAAGUGACUCAAAAGACAUUGCAUUACAUCUGAAUCCCCGACUGAAGAAUAAAGUCUUUGUAAGAAAUUCUUACCUUCAUGACAGCUGGGGAGAAGAAGAAAAGGAAAUCACUAAUUUCCCUUUCAGUCCGGGGAUGUACUUUGAGCUGAUCAUUUUCUGUGAUGCCCACCAGUUCAAAGUUGCUGUUAAUGGUGUUCACACCCUGGAGUACAAGCAUCGUUUUAAACAACUUGAAAAGAUCAACCUCCUGGAAGUCAUAGGAGAUGUUCAGUUAUUAGAUGUGAGGAGCUGGUAGUUCUUUUCAGUCAGUACUAAAUGAAUUAAACCUACUCUUACAACAGUUCUGUCAAGUACAAACAAACCAACUCAUGCUGAGCCUGCCUUUAUUUAUCCAGGCUUCUGUGACAGUCUGAGUUAGGCGAGUACCAGAACUGCUGAGAGAUUGAAUCCUCCACUAGUUUCCAGUAUUCUGGCAAGCUAAAUGUCUGCUCAGAUAAAUCACCUGCGUUACUGAACCUAGCAAUAUGAAAAUGGUGCAUCGUACUGUGUCUUAACAAUUGUGCUCAGUAUGAUUAACUACUACUAGUCAGUCAUUCCUUAAGUGUACAUUCAAAAAGUGAAGUAGAAAUUAGUCUGAAAUAGAAUAUGAAGAUAUGUCUAUCCUGAAAGGGUGAUGGACCAGUCAUAAAGUAAUUAUAAAAUAUAUUCUGCUUGAUUUAUACUAGUGUUUAUAACAUUUUUGUCAUGACUGGUUUUAAAAAAAAAACAACUGACUCAUCAGUUCUCAUGGAAGGCAAGGAGGUAUGUGAGCAACUUCUUAGCCUGCUGCUGCAAUAGUACCUUCUCUGACUCCUCGGUGUGUCAUCUCCUGCUCAUAAGUGGCUUAAAUCAAACACAGAUCAGUAUUUCUAGCUUAUAGUUUUCCAAAGUGAAACAAAUGAAAAUAAUUUAGCUGGUUCUAAUGCAUGGACUUCGGAAUGCUUAUUUGAUCAGAAAUGGUUCCCAGUGUAUUGAGAUUGCUCAGGGACUAAAGUAGAUGUCUGUUUUUCAUUUUAAAAUAUACGAACCUAAAUACCCUGAGUUGAGGCUCAGAGAUUCUCAUCAGUAGAAUAGAGAAUAAAUCCUUUUGCAGUCUUGCAUUAAAAUGCUAGUUAAAAAAAGCCGUUCCUACUCUAUCAGUUUUCCUUACAACUGUCAGUCUUAAUUUUUAUAUAUGCUUAUUUUUAAAAAUAAGUAAGUUGCUGCUGGCUGUCAGUGCUUGUCUGAGGGUUGUUUCUAUUCAUUUUAACAGCUACUGAAGGAGUGAAAGUUCUGAGAAUAAAAUAUACCUGAAAAGCUGUUAAAGGUAAACUACCACAUUAAGUGUAUAAAAAGCAUAAAUAAAAAUAACAUGUGAACUAUGCUUUUCUCCAGAUGUAGUUAAAUAGUUACAAUCCCUUUGGCCUGCUUUGUGUCAUUUUGCUUACUGACUUAUCUGUUUCUCCAAGGUGGCCCUGACUUGAGGCCCAUUUCCACUCUGAGUUACAGACCUGUAGAGCAGUCACUGUGUGUAGGCCUGCACCUUAGCUGUGCCACACAUAUGGCCUGGCCUUCAUGUGCUGUCCUCUAAGGAUAAACUGAACUGGCUGAUUGGAACAGAGAAGCCUGUAGGCAGCUCCCACUAG